Messenger RNA from Chironomus riparius, 1449 nucleotides. NCBI's taxonomy places the organism in Eukaryota, Metazoa, Arthropoda, Insecta, Diptera, Chironomidae. The record is from the annotation of a GenBank genome assembly.
AUCUAGCCGAUCGGCUUUAAAGCAUGUAGAGCUUAGCUCUUCAUAACGCCUGAAAUGAGUUUUAUGUACCAAAAAAAAAAAAAAUCAAGAAUUGAAUUAAGCCGAAACUUUUGAAAUUUAAAUUUUUCGAGACAAAAGCAACAACAUCAAUAACUUGCACGCAAAUAAAUAAAUAGAAACCUGAUAAAUGUCAAACCUUAAAACUCGAUCCUUCCAGUUUUGAAUCGUUACUCGUUGAGUUUAGAUCGCAAAGAUGGAAAAAUGGGAAGGCAAAAUCGCUGUUGUUACUGGUGCUUCUUCAGGUGUUGGGGCUGUUGUAGCUGAAAAAUUAGCAAGAAAUGGAAUUAACGUAAUUGGUUUGGCUAGAAGAUCGGAAGUUAUUGAAGAGAAUAUCAAAAAACUUGGCGAAUUAAGUGGAAAAAUUUAUGCGAGAAAAUGUGACCUUUCGGAUAUCCAGUCAAUCAAAGAUACUUUUAAUUGGAUUGAAAAAACUUUUGGAACUAUCAAUAUUCUCGUCAAUAAUGCAGGAAUUUCAGGACUUAAUAAUGUGUUGAAGGAAGGUGAUGAAGCUGAAAAACUGGUAAACAAAAUGAUCAGCACCAACUUCACUGGUCUCGUCCAUUGUACACGUCAAUCUAUAUCAUUGAUGAAGAAAAGUGACGAUCCUUCGAUUAUUGUGAAUAUCAAUUCCUCACUUGGUCAUCAUGUUUCAUACAUGGACUAUAGUUUAGGAAUCUAUCCAGCAACAAAGUUUGGAGUUCGAGCUUUCAGUGAAACUGCUCGACAGGAACUGAUAUAUUCUGGAAGUAUGAAAAUUCGCAUUAGUUCAAUCAGUCCAGGACUUAUCAAAACUGCAAUGACUGCUGAUGACUUCUUCAAUAAUUUUCCAAUUUUGAAGCCAGAGGAUGUUGCUGACUCACUAUUUUACAUUUUAAGCACUCCACCAAGUGUCAAUAUUCAAGAUAUUUUAAUUAAGCCUAAUGGUGCUGCGUAUUAAAUCGUGUGAAUAAUGAAUUAAAGCUCAACGGUCACAGGAUUCAAUAAACAUAUGGGCAGAUAAGACAGCAUCAUUUUCGAACAUCCCUGAUUUGCAUUCAAACCUUAUCAGUCAUAUUAUUUCCAUAUAUCUAAUCAUUUGCUCUUGAAUUGCUACAAAAAAAAAAAGUCAACGAGAAGUUCAAGGUUGCCGAGUUACUGAAAAACAAGUCAUGAGAAGCAACAAAAACAGGAACAAAUGAAUAUUUUUAAUGUUUUAUUGUAUUAUUUUAUUUUAUAUUUUUCUCAUCAUUUCUUAUCUGAAAAAACUUUUUUCAUUUUGCUUUCUUGAAAAAAGGAUAUCCUACUAUAUAGUUUUCAUUGUUUUACACCAAAUCCAUAAUGUUUUAUAAAAGUUUCAAUAAAGAAAAACACGUCAUUUGUCUAAAUAAUUUUGCUUAGCCGAAAAUAAGG